ACUUAGCCAACUUGGUCCCCUUUGGCUGCAUUUUACACUUUCUAAUAUCUCAAAGUAAACUCUCAAGUCUCUGCAAAACCAUGAUUCCAAAAAUGGUGAUUCUGCUUUUCAUCAUCUUCUUCCAUGGUUCUAUGACCAUGGCGUCGGAUCCUGAUCCGAUAUUCGACUUCUGCUUGCCGAGCGGGACGCCGUCGUGCAAGAACUCUUCUCAAGCUAAUGUAGAAGACUUUGUUUUCUAUGGUAUAAAGUUUCCUGGAAAGUUUAACAGAUCUGGUUUCUCAUCCACACCGGUUAAUGCAGACGUCUUUCCGGGUCUAAACACGCUCGGAAUCUCUAUGGUUCGGGCGGAUUUCGACGUUGGAGGUGUCAAUGUUCCACAUUUUCAUCCUAGAGCAACUGAAGUUGCUGUUGUUCUUGAAGGGAAGAUAUAUUCUGGAUUUGUUGAUACCAAUAGCCAGAUUUUUGCUAAGGUGAUUGAGAAAGGUGAGGUCAUGGUGUUUCCAAGAGGCUUAGUUCACUUCCAAAUGAAUGUUGGAGAAACUCCAGCAACAAUUUUGGGGAGUUUUGACAGCCAAAAUCCUGGACUGAUGAAAAUUCCAGCUGCUGUUUUUGGAUCUGGGAUCAAAGAAGAGCUAUUGGAGAAGGCGUUCGGGUUGAGUCCCGAGGAGCUCGCUAAGCUGAAAAAGAGGCAUGCUCCCCGUAGACCGAACUAGACCUUUCGGGCAUAUUUGGGUAGCGAUUUUAUAUCAUUGUAAAAGAUCAGAGUAUGCACUAAAAUUAUUUCUAUUUAAAAAAAUAAUACAAUGAUAUACAAGUGAUUUUAGAAUAUGACAAACGUGAUUUUGACGAUACCAAAAUCAUUCUCAAACAUACUAUUUAAGAUUGUUAUUUGCUUUGCACGAGUAUGAUACAAAUAUAAGUGUAAAUUGAUGUAUUGUCAGGUCGAAAAAGCUCGAACAUGUCUUCUUUGUGUCGAUGUCACUAUUUAUAUUGAAACGUUUGGAAUUCUGUUAUUUAUGGCAAUGAUCAUCUUGUACUA
This is a messenger RNA of Momordica charantia (bitter melon), 1039 nucleotides long. Its product is annotated as germin-like protein subfamily 3 member 2. Gene Ontology annotation, molecular function: manganese ion binding. The record is from RefSeq and is a predicted model, not a curated record. Lineage: Eukaryota; Viridiplantae; Streptophyta; Magnoliopsida; Cucurbitales; Cucurbitaceae.